AGUACAUUUGUACAGUCCGAUUGAUUUCACAUUCCACUUAUAAAUUCUUUCUUCUUACCCGGUUCGCCCAGCCCAAUUUCGUGCCGUGUGGUGCGUAAUCAACCUCUUCUUCUUUCUCCCCAUCAGAGGCCAAACUCAUUUUCUCCACUGAAGAAGAAACGAAGUUGAUUAUCAUCACAUCACAUGCGCAAAAUCUGCGGAGCAAAAUCCAGGUGCCAACACCUAACCACCCUUAGGUUCCACCUUCAAGAUCAAAUGGCGGCGUCUUACCUUUUUGGGACGAGCCCGCUGAAUUCUUACCUUUUUGGGAAUGUUCAGUGGCUAUCAAGAACUUGGUGCGAACCCACUGAAUUCUCUACUUAAGACUAUUUAAUCCCCCCACUCCGGCUCCUCUUUCGGCCAUAUGGAAAUGACGAGCCAAGUCGCGAGCCGGCUGAAGCCAUGGCAGGAGCUGAGGGGCAAAGUGGUGAUGGUAACCGGCGCGUCGUCCGGGCUUGGGAAAGAAUUCUGUCUCGACUUGGCUAAAGCCGGUUGCAAAAUCAUUGCCGCCGCUCGUAGAAUCGACCGGCUUGAAACCCUCUGUGAUGAGAUCAACCGAAUGAGUUUUAAUUCGGACGAGUCUAAAACGAGUGAACUCAGGGCCGUGCCGAUCAAGCUUGACGUUAGUGCCCAUGGACCGGCCAUUGAAGCCGAUGUUCAGAAAGCUUGGGACGCGUUUGGACGCAUCGAUGCUCUUGUGAAUAAUGCCGGUGUUAGAGGCCGUGUGCAUACUCCAUUGGAUUUAUCUGAGGAAGAAUGGAAUAAUAUCAUUAAGACUGAUUUGACUGGAACAUGGUUGGUGUCAAAGUAUGUCUGCAUUCACAUGCGUGAUGCUAAACAAGGGGGAUGUGUCAUCAAUAUAUCCUCCAUUACCGGUCUUGAUCGUGGACAGUUGCCUGGAGCUCUAGCAUAUGCGUCAGCAAAGGCUGCCAUUAACACAAUGACAAAGGUUAUGGCAAUGGAGCUGGGGAAGCACAAAAUAAGAGUGAACUCAAUCGCACCUGGAAUUUUCAAAUCUGAGAUUACUGAGGGACUCAUGGAAAAAGACUGGUUGAAGAAUGUUACUCUUAAAACUGUCCCUUUAGGAACAUUUGGCACCAUAGAUCCAGCAUUGACAUCACUUAUUCGAUAUUUAAUCCUUGACUCUUCUGAGUAUAUAUCAGGCAAUAUUUUUAUUGUAGAUGCUGGAGCAACCUUACCCGGUAUUCCAAUUUUCUCCUCUCUGUGAAUGUCUGUCUAUACACUUGAAAUCAAUUAUCUGUAGCACAGAACUCUAUGUUGUUGAAGCAAGUGUUAAAAAAAAAUAAAAAAGUUCUACUGGUUUUAGUUUUCCAGUUUUGCUUUUAAAAGAUUCUGAGUGCAGGGAAACUGUGAAUAUCCUUUCAUUGGAGGAUCAUUCUUUCUCCUUUGUCUUUGGUUCUUGUUUCAUCAGUAAGUAGUUAACCAGUUUCUCUGUGUUCAACAUGGGCUGUUGGGUUCUUUUUCUGUAUCUGAUUUUUUUCUCCUAACAAUAGUGAACACGGGGAUUCACAAGCUGAAAGAACAUUUGUUUGACACUCAAGUUUUACACAAGAAAUUAGAUACAGAUGGCUCUCAAGUCUUGCAUUAGCACCUCUGACAAAUUGUAGUUGGGCUUAGCAGUUGAAAUCAGGCUGGCAUAGGCGUCCGCAUUAUAAACUGCCAUCUUUGCCCCAAGCAGACCAGAAGAUGCAGUCGACUAGUAUGCAUUUGAUAUAAAAAAUUUCCAAAUCUUCGAACCAAAAUGUAGCUAAUGUUUCCUAGACAUGCCUUCCAAUGUAGUAGCAAACAAGAUUUUAUCAGUCCAGAGUCCUAUUUCCUCUUAAGGUGGCUGCUACAGCUGGGAUUUCAAAAAGCAUGGAAGCCAUUCAGUUAAAACUGGGUAUCACUUUGCCUGGAGUUUUCGGAACUUGAGAGGAAGCUCAGGCUUCCUCACUGGAUCAAUCUCGUGAACACCAACAGCGGGUCUCGAAAGUAAUGUGGCACCUGAAAAGUUGCUGCCGGGCUACAACUAUUUUAUAUUGAGACUACUUCAAAAUGCUUGUCCAACGAACGGGGCAUGAUUUAUUAGAGGAUGCUCGGUUACACUUAUAUGUCUGAGAUGUGCCAAGGCAGAGGAAACUAUAUAGAGUAUGAAUUUGUCAAGAAGGUGUGACAGGAUAGAGUCUAUGUGGAAUCUCCUUUGAUAAAGCAACCAGGAAGGGGUGAGCAGGAUAUAUAUUACAGCAACCUGGAGGAAUAGAUUGUUGCACACUUGCUGACAGAGUCUACGUGGAAUCGUCUAUGCAGAAGGUGGCAACAGCAUGCUUGGAAGCCAAUGAAUUGUGCCAGGAGAUUAUGCCACUCUUUAAAACAGAGUGUACUGGCCUUUUGAAGUAUCUGCAGAACCUCAGGAAGACAGGAAUUCUCCCCUGGAAGUUAAGACCAGUACUUGGUCAUAUUUUAGUACCGUCUCAUGUUUUCACUCAGGUUAUUAUUGUUAAUGUAGAUAGGAGCGACAUAGCUAGAGCUUAUGAUUUAGCCAUUAUAGCUAGAUGCAAGGAUGAUCAAUGUAAUGAUGAAACUCAGUUGUAAUUUGGAUUUAAAUGAAGUAUAAUGGUUUUCGUUUGAAAAAAAAAA
Molecule: messenger RNA, 2676 nt
Organism: Coffea arabica (coffee)
Lineage: Eukaryota; Viridiplantae; Streptophyta; Magnoliopsida; Gentianales; Rubiaceae
Source: RefSeq, a predicted model, not a curated record